Messenger RNA from Aspergillus ochraceoroseus IBT 24754, 1390 nucleotides. RefSeq lists its product as uncharacterized. The transcript is spliced from 2 exons. Bases 1 to 1314 code for a protein of 437 amino acids. The record is from RefSeq and is a predicted model, not a curated record. Gene Ontology annotation, cellular component: membrane. Gene Ontology annotation, molecular function: glycosyltransferase activity. Lineage: Eukaryota; Fungi; Ascomycota; Eurotiomycetes; Eurotiales; Aspergillaceae.
AUGAUCCUGAGCACAUUCGCCAUCUCCCUUAGCUGCUAUGUCCUUUAUCGGGAAUGGCAUGGCUCUUCUGAGCCCGAACUGACAGACUGGAGCCUCAAACCAGAUUCAUUCACCUCUCCAGGCCGAAACGACACGGGUUGCUCCCAUCUCCAUGGGAAAAUGGAUAACAUCCUAGUGGCGUUGAAGACAGGCACUACAGAAGCGCUGGAAAAAGUCCCCGUGCAUCUCGAAACCACGCUCCGAUGCCUACCACACUACGUCAUCUUCUCGGACUACGAGGAGGAAUUCGCCGGCGUACACACAUAUGACAUCUUGCGAAGUGUCAGCGGCGAAACGAAACGCACGAACCCUGAUUUCGGGAUUUACAAUCGGCUGCAUACUCUUGGCCGUCGCGGACUGACCGCAGAGGAUUGGACGGAUGAGAUGAAUGGGCCAUUUGGGAAACAGGGAAAUCCGGGAUGGAAGCUCGAUAAAUGGAAAUUCGUGCCUAUGAUAGACGAAGCUCUGCAGAUUCAGCCCGGGAUUCAGUGGUAUAUGUUUGUGGAAGCGGAUACAUAUGUCGUAUGGUCGAAUCUAGCAACGUGGCUGGCUCGAUUCGACCCCGAGAAGCCUUAUUAUAUUGGUUCUCCGAUGCAGAUUAGUGGUGAGGUGUUUGCUUACGGGGGAUCGGGCAUCGUGCUCUCUAAUGCUGCUAUGCGGCUGGUUUCCAGACAUCGUGCCCGGCAUUUUGACGACGUGGAACGGAUGACUGCUGAUAAUUGGGCCGGAGACCAUGUCCUCGGAAAGAUCCUCUAUGACUUGGGUGUGUCACUCGUUCGGUCAUGGCCGAUGCUGCUGCCGUCGAGUGUGUGGGAGUUUCCAUAUUUUGCUGAAGGACAUAACCGGAAUCCGUGGUGCUACCCGGCUGUUUCGUAUCAUCAUAUGAGCCCCGAGGAUAUCCAAAAUAUGUGGCUUUUUGAGCAACAGUGGUUUGGAUUUGAUAAACACGCAGUCCUCCUACAUAGAGACGUUUUCAAAAACCUGAUCCACGACGUAAUCCUUUCGCACAGUGACGACUGGGACAAUCUCUCGUCCGAGCAUGUACGGGAGCCGGAGAAAUCUACGGAAGUUCUCGGUUCUGCUGAUGAGUGCGGACGGAAAUGCGCCCUGACGACAGACUGUCUCCAGUUUUCGUUUGGGAGUGCUGGCUGUUGUGUCUCCAAACUUGUUGUUGGGGGAGUUCGUCGACCCGGGGUAUAUUCAGGUUGGAUGACGCUACGGAUCAAGGCGCUUUUGAGGAAUGCAAAGGUUUGUUCUCAGAUACAGUAUGUUUAGUUCUUUUAGAUUCCAAGAACAGUGAACCCCCAACAGGAUAUCAAUAUGGUAUAAUCCAUGCAUUAGCAAAUAUGAG